CCAAAAUUCGACGUAUAAAACUUGCCUUAUAGUCAUAGAUGUAUUAUAAAACAACAGUACUGUAUGUGCAUGUAUGUUAUUUUUUUGGAAGUACCCUAGAUCCGGAUGUUUUGCCCAAAGCAUGUCAAUACAAAGAUAGAAACGGCAACAAAAGACAACCGAAAUGGAAAAACAAUGAUUCCAGUCAAUAUUUUCCAUCGUAUAAUAUCAGUCCUCAGUCGUACACGUAAGUCAAUUGUGAAAACAUCAUUUUUGACCAAGAAGUGGUUAUUUGGGUUAACCAAGGGCUUCAUUUCAGGCCUGUUCUAGUAUCGUGUAAAUCUGGAGCUCAAAGUACAAAGCAAGAGAUCUCAGAUGAUGAAAGAGAACUCCAGGCUAUGAAAUGGGGUCUGGUUCCAUCAUGGCAUCGAGGGGAUCCAGGCUCGUUUGGUUACAAGAUGAACAAUGCCAGAAUUGAGUCAAUCACUGAAAAGAAAUCUUUCAAAGGAGCUUUGGAAAGGGGAAGAAGAUGUGUGGUGCUGGCUGAAGGGUAGUUCUGCUGUCUGAAUAAACCUAACUUUUAUUUUUAAUCUAUGCUGGAUAGCUCUUUCAGUUCUAAACUGUUCUCAUCAGAGAUACAGUGAAAUCCCUUAUCCAGAGUACCCAAAGAAAAAUUAUGGUAUCUAGUAGAGUCGAACACAGAAUUGAUCUGUUGGGUACAAUAGAUUUUGACCUUUUCCCAAGAGUGCCAUUCCAUGUUCAUGUACAUCCCAUUUCCAGCACCACCCUUAAAAAAAUCUGCUUGACCAUACAUUUUGUGUUUUUUGAAUAGUGAUUAGCCGAACUUCUAUUGUUCGUGCAUGUCAAUUUCUUGAAAUGAUUUCAUUGAUUUUUGAGCUGACAAGAAAAUACUCAGAAUGCUUUGUGGUUAAAUAUCAUGGUUAACCCAUUGAGCUGCAGUGCACCCUACUUAUUUUUUUACUUGUCUAAUGCCAGACGAUUUUACUCGUCAAUGGGGAAUCUCUGCAGCUUAAUGGGUUAACUAAAAAAUCUGACAAUGUCUUUAGUUAACCCGCUGAGCUGCAAUGCGCCCCAGUGUGCCCUACUUUUUUUUUUUACUUGUCUAACUCCAGACGAUUUUACUCGUCAAUGGGGAAUCUCUGCAGCUUAAUGGGUUAAACAUGUUGAGGUUGGCACUGUAUACAGCCAUAUUUUCAAAUAUUUAUGGUUGAUUACAUAGUUUCUAUGAAUGGCAAGAAGUGAAAGGUGGUGGUCAGAAGCAGCCAUAUUUUAUUUACUUCAAAGAAAAAGUAAAACAUGAAGAAAAUAACGAAGAAGAUGAAAUGAAAUCAGACAGACCUCUGUUGACCAUGGCUGGAAUAUUUGACGUGUGGCAACCUUCCUCGGUACAGUCUUUUCUCAACCUUGUAUUAAUCCAUUGAGUGCCAGCACUCUCCUAUUGACAAAUAAAAUCAUCUGGCAUUAGACAGAGCAAAAUAAUAAAGUAGGGCACAUUGCUACUUAAAGUGUUAACAAAUUUAAAGGGAUUAUAAGACUAGAGUAUAAGACUAUACCUUCUCUACUUUUGUGGUAUUUUUUAGGAGGAAGAACCAUUAUAUAGUUAUUCGGUUAUCACUCUGGAAGCUAAAGCUCCAUUUAGGAGCAUUCAUCACAGAGUUCCAGUAAGUAUACAAUCAACUACAUUGAAAACUUCAGAUGUUAAAGUUUAAAAUCUAGAGCAACUCAUUAAUGUUUUCAGGCAGUUUUGAAAGACGAAGAAGCGGUGCGACAAUGGCUUGAUGGUAGCGAAAUAAAAUAUGAACAGGUUAUUAUAGCGGUUUUGUUGAAUUACUUUUAUCUAAUAUUGGCUACAAUAUUGUAUACUGCUUGGAUAAUUGAUUUAAAAUUGUCAUGCAUGCCAAAUUUUCAAGUUCCGGUAAGCUUUGUAUAUUUUGGGCUUAAAGCAAUAUUCUUGCAGUAACUAUUGAAAGAAGACCCAACUUUUUCAGAAGUUGGGUUUUCUUUUGCAAAUAAAGAAUGAACAACCUAUUUUUUAGGCUUUAAAACUUCUUUCACCUGAUGACUGCCUGGACUGGCAUCCAGUCUCAAAAGCUGUUAAUAACUCCAGAUAUAAAGAACCAGACUGUACCAAGGAAAUUGACUUGUAAGUUGGAGAUGUUUUCGAGGCUAACAAGCAAUCUCUCAUCAACUCUUAUGAAAAUUUGAACCAGCUCAAAGUUGACGAGAGUCGAUGAGCGUUCAGACGUUGAAUGAGAGUUGCAACUGUCAUCAAAUGUUAUCCUUUCCAGAUCUCUUGCUGAGAAAAAAGCACAAAGGGGUAAAAUCACCAAUUGGUUUAAAAAAUCUCCCAAGAAGAGGGAAACAUUAUCGGGAAGCACUGAGGAACCAGCGACAAAGAAAGAAAAACUGGAGCAAUAAGAUAGGUGGAAUCUUAUUUCAUGUUAUUUGUUUAGAAGUGCAUAUUGGUUAAAUAUUUAGCAUUCUUUCAUGGAGUGCUUAUUGCUUAUUGCAUUAUGCAAAUGUUAGACAUAUAUCUUGAUCCAUGGGUUACAGUAUCAGUGGUGGAUUUCCACUCAGAGAAAUAUUUCGUCGUCGAAAUAUUUUCAGUGAAUUUAUUUUGAAUUGUGAAGCAGUUCUAAUUGACCACUCACAAUUCAAAAGAAAUUGAUGGUGGUCAAAAAGGUUAAUACUUAUAGUUAUAGGAGCGAGCAAAUUAAAGUCUCUCAAUUCUAGUUAUUGAUCACAAAAUACAGUACUAUAGUCUACUUACAUAUGUACAAUAAGAAGAAUUAACAUUCUACUCUGAUAAGGUUGCAUGACCACCAUCUGCUGCUCGAUAGUGCUUAGUCAGGGGCGUGGUGACUGGGGGUCUUGGGCAAUAAUUCUGAACUUUGAAAAGUUGGUCAAAAUUUUUGAAAAGUUGGUCAAAGCAAUUAUUUAAAUAUUAAACGAAAUCUUAUAUUAUUUACAAAAAUUUUAGAAAAUCCAAAAAAUUUUCAGGAUUUUAGAAAAAGUUCUUUGAUAAACGGAGAAAAUUUGUGAUAUCCGAAAAAAUUUUAAUGUCGCGAAAAAUGCGAUAGGUCCGGAAAAUUUUUUUUACCCCUAAAAUGGUACACUGACCGAAAAUUUUUUUUCGAGAAAAAUUUUUUUAAACACGAAAACGUUGGUCAUUUUCAUUGAAAAAGUUGGUCAUUAUGGUAUGACGCCCCCCCCCCCAAUCUGGAGUCGUUCGCCACGCCCCUGUGCUUAGUGAAAUCUGUCUUUUACUGGUUUUUUUACGAUAUGAAUAAACUAGACAAUCUUAUACCGCUGGGAUUAAAAGAGAAUUGACUAAAUAGUGAAAGGUGUAAUAGAGGAGCUUUGACGAAGUAAUUGUGUUGUUGAAGAUAUAUUGUAUUAUUGACAAAAAUAUACAUGCCUAAUCAGUAUUAGACCUAUGUUGACAAAACUAAAAAGAUUCAGUUUCGUAGUAUAUAAAAGCAUGCAACCGGUAACACGAUUCGUAUUUCACGAAGACUACGAAGUACGUGGGUUGUUGAAGAUACAGUAUAUUGACAAAAUCACAAAAUGUACAUGUAACAUGGGCAUGGCCUAAAAAAUGUUCGGAAUUUAAAAACACCCCAUAAUAGUAGAAUAUGUAGUCAUUGAAAAGGUUAUAGUUCUGUUUAUUUCUGCAUUACAACAUACAGAUUAUAAAAAUAUUUACACUCUCAGUAAUAAUCAGUAUACUGCUAAAUCUAACUGGAUUGUUUAUCAAAGUAUUCCGUAGUCUGUAAGUCUAUGUCUAAAAAUGUAGUUUUCCCCACUCUAUAUAAAUUGUCUAUGUAUGCAUGUAGAUUAUGUUUUUGCUGUUUCGUAAAGUCCGUGGCCAAAAACGCCUUUCCUUGAAGUACUGUCAGACCCAUGGUGUUUGAAUGCUUGAGUUUUUGCUUCUGAAGUUCGGAAAGUUUCAAGUUUCGGUGAAAUCUACAUGGAGAACG
This is a messenger RNA of Paramuricea clavata, 3980 nucleotides long. The record is from the annotation of a GenBank genome assembly. Lineage: Eukaryota; Metazoa; Cnidaria; Anthozoa; Malacalcyonacea; Plexauridae.